CUGGUGGCCCGGGAGGGUCUGGGGUCCAGGGAGGGACCGGGGCUGCGGGCUGCGGGCUGCGGGCUGUGGGGUGGUUUCGGGUGUAUGAUAGACUGCAGAGGCUGAGGUUCUCUGGGCCGGAGCUCGCGGGCUAGAGUGAGGGCCCGGUGAGGCCGGCGGGCAUGCAGAGGAAGGGGGCCCGUGGGCCUGGGGUUCUUGUUUUUGAAGUCUGUUGUGCGUAUGUUAAAGAGUGCCCCCAACCUGGAGCUGAGAGCCCACUCUCAGGCCGUGGCAAGAAAGGAGAGGGGCUGAAUGCGGGGUCUUCUAUUGAAGGACAGUGGGAAAGAGAGCAGAAUGAGGGUAAGGACUGGACCUGGAAGGGAGAACCCUGGGAGGUACAGCCCUGCUGGUCUGCGGGUGCACCGGGAGACACCAUGGCAGUGCAGACAAAGCCAGAAGUCAUGCAUCACUUGUCCAUCUAACAGGCAGUUCGUACCCACUGAGUACUUCUGACAUCUGUACACAACAGUGACACAUCCCAGUAGGUGGGGGCUCUGGUUCCACACACACCAGAUAUCCUAGCCCAAGACUUGGAGCUCUACUGUUGUCUUAGCACCACCCCUGGGCAUGCUACCUAAUUCCUAGUCUACUUUUGUUCCCACCCCCUGUUAGCAGCUGCCACCACCACCUGCCCAAUAAGUGAGCUGAAAUCAGUCAUGGAAGUGUUUGGCUGACAGAAGGUGGUUAAGUAAAGAUGGGGAAACAGAGGCAUGAAGAGAUGUGGUGAAUGGAAGGAAGAGGGGGAGCCAGAGUCAGAGCCCAGACUUUUAACCCUGUUCCUCCUCCCACCAGUUUCCUCUCUCCAGGCUCAGCAGUCUGGAACCGUGGAACUGGCCCUUUAAGAAGAGCUAUCCAGACCAGCAGAAGGCAGGCUGCGGUCUGGGGCCCUGUCUGGGUUUGCCCAGACUCAACAGUCAUGAUUUCCUCCAUCAAAAUCCUCCCUAGCUGGCAUCUGUGACUUGAACCAUGCUGAAAAUACCAACAACAGAACAGUACCUAGUCAGCCAGACUGGCCAGGGGCACAGAUCACUGUCCGGGAUGAUUCCUAGGAUUUUCCCUGAAAACAUCAGGGAGGGAAGGGUUCUCAGAGACCCUUAGGUUGCCCGCUUGUAUCCCAGAGGUUGGAAUCUGAAGUCUAGUAAGGAGUCUAUCCUGCCUCAAAAUCUGCAGUUCCCCCAUGGAACUGCAGCUCAUGGGUGCUCCUGCCUAGCCUUUCUUCCUGGACUGGAGACUUAAUGCAUAGGACAUGUCACUCUCUGGCUUGAGGAGGGUCCAUGCAGUGGCUGGAGGUUCUUCCUAGCCCCAUCAGGAUCCUGUAAAUGGACCCUCUGGAAGGGUGUUCAGCCCCAUAUCAGGUCUAUGGGAGUAGACAAGAGAAGACCAAGAAAUGAAGACGGGAAGGCCAGGCCGGGGCCCUGACCAUGGAAUGUGAUCAAAAGGACCUGGGCCUUGAGGGGACCCUCCUCACAGACAUCCUCUAUAGGAAUGUGGCCUUCCUCAACCUGGUGGAUCCCAUCUCCCAUGACCUGCUGGCGAACCUGGCCCGAGACCUGCAGUGCCCCAAGAAGGACUAUGAGCUCUGGAAGUCCUCAGACAAGAUCUGCCGGCAGCUCAUUUACCACCUCACCCCUCAUUCUAAGAGGCAGCGAGGGCCCAGUUUGCCUCGGAAGAAGACCCAGAGCUGCCUCAAGAGUGGCCUCCAGAAGACUCUCCUGGCAGAGGAGACCGUGGACCUAUCAGGCAUCCCGCUCUCAGUGCGAGACGUGCAGCACAUAAAGCGAUACCUGGGCAGUCAUGGGGCUAGGUUGUCAGUGCUGGACCUGAGUUUCACAGAGCUGAGUGAUGAGCUCCUGCACCUGCUGCUGCCCAGCCUGUGGACACUGCCCUGCCUAACCCAGCUUCUGCUUAAUGGCAACCGGCUGACACGGGCUGCUGCCCGGGAACUCACUGAAGCUAUCAAAGACACCACCAAAUUCCCUGUGUUGGCCUGGGUGGAUCUGGGCAACAAUGUGGAUGUGGCCUCCAUGCCCCAGCCCCUGCUAGUUGGCCUGCGCCGGCGGCUGAGUCAACGCACCUCACUCCCCACAAUCCAUGAGGGCCUGGACCUUGAUCCUGGAGACAGUGUGUCUGGGGCCAUUGACACUGCCUCUACCUGGGGUUCUGCAGCUGCUGAACCAGGGUCUGAGCCCCAGGCCUGCUGCACCAGGUGACCCACCAUCCAGCAGGCUCAUUGCUACUAAGGAUGCUUUCAAGCACAUGGGAUGACAAGUAGUGGAAGCCUAGGAGGUCCCAGAGGUCCCCAGAGAGCCAGUGAAAAUGCUCAACCUGAGAUUAAUGGGAUAGAAGGAGAAUAUUCUUCGAAGACACCAGAUGGUUAGCCCAGGGUGGAGUCCCAGGAUUCUCAGCAUGAGGGGUCCUGGCACCCACAACCCAGACCCCACAAUAAAAGGUGAUGCUCUCC
Sciurus carolinensis (gray squirrel) is the source of this 2500-nucleotide messenger RNA. It is a transcript of the gene Lrrc75b, whose product is annotated as leucine rich repeat containing 75B. The record is from RefSeq and is a predicted model, not a curated record. Lineage: Eukaryota; Metazoa; Chordata; Mammalia; Rodentia; Sciuridae. The transcript has 4 exons. Bases 1461 to 2249 code for a protein of 262 amino acids.